Messenger RNA from Cryptomeria japonica (Japanese cedar), 3225 nucleotides. RefSeq names its product sucrose nonfermenting 4-like protein. The record is from RefSeq and is a predicted model, not a curated record. The transcript has 13 exons. Bases 1071 to 2543 code for a protein of 490 amino acids. NCBI's taxonomy places the organism in Eukaryota, Viridiplantae, Streptophyta, Pinopsida, Cupressales, Cupressaceae.
AAACUGAUCGCACUUUUAGCUGCUGAGGGUUUCUCUCAUUUAUCAGAGGGUUUGCUUAUUCUUAACCCUAAUAAGUUCGUUUUCUUUUCCGGCGCUCGAAUUUGCGCAGUGUUUUUGAUGGAUUUGGACGGAUGUCGUUGAAUUCUGGUGAAGAUUCAUGCUGAGAUUCCAUGGGAUCUUUUUUUACCGCUUCAUUUGAGCUCCUGAGUAAGGAAUUUGUACCAUUUUGCUAGCGUUCGAUUUUUUAUUUUUGUGGGAUAAGUUGAGCAAUGUUCUGGCGCAAAUUACACUGUGUGUUUUAGGGGUUCGGAGAUUUUGUCUGGCAGGCCUUGGCUUAGACUGUAUGCUGUGAAAUUUGUUGUCGUCUAUUUAUGUCUUAUUCUGCGGAGCUGAGCUGUAUUAUUUAACGCAAAGUAAUCUGAGCCCAGCCUUUUUCCGGCAUAAAUUUGUGCAGAUUGAUUUCCUUUGCCGUCCAAUUUUCUCCUCUUAUCAUGCCUAUUCGCUGAGGUGCGUCUGUUGCGGCGUUCUUUUCGUUUUUGAUUAAAAGGUUUCGAUACCGUGACCUGCAGCUGUGUUGUUUUUUAAUAUUUUAUCCUUGAGGCUCUCCUCGCGGGUUUUGACACCGUUGACCUGUGAUUUAUUUUUAACUAAAGGAUUUUGUCGUGGGGGCUUUGAAUUUGUAAACUGCAUUUUCUGGCACAAAAUUCAGAUUUAAAUAGGCGCAGUUUGAGUCUGUGCAUCUGCAUCCGGUGGGAAAAGAGACAUUCAUUAAGUUUAUCCCAUGGGCGAGUUCUAGAGGGGUCCUCUGCACGCCACGGUGGAGGAUCCCGUACUUCCGUCUUUAGAUUCCUCCAUUCUUGUGGUGCUUUGGAGUGCCUGUCUGAUUGCCCACAUAUCGCUGAGAGUUUUGAUUCCAACGGGGUUGGUUUGGUGUAUUGGUUCAGUUUAUUUUGCUGAUUCGUUAAUAAUAAGGGUACAAGAAAAUGAUAUAGGAACCUGAUAGUGUUGGAAGAUCUGGCAGUUGGGCUUUGAUUUGUUUGCUCGCACAAAUUUAUCGGGAAGGAAGAACAAUGUUCCCGACAGGAAAUGAACUGGCUUCGUCAUCCGGAGGCAUACCCUCAGUCUUGGUACCUACACGGUUUGUCUGGCCCCAUGGAGGGCGUCGUGUGUAUCUUGUUGGUUCCUUUACAAGCAGGUGGACGGAAACCUUGCCAAUGUCUCCAGUAGAGGGAUGCCCAUCUGUUUUUCAAAUUGUUUGUAGCUUGGUGCCAGGAUUACAUCAGUACAAGUUUAUUGUUGACGGGGACUGCAGGCAUGAUGACCAACAGCCUACAAUGACUCCCACCUUUGGGACUGUCAACAAUUUCUUAUUUGUUACAGCACCAGAACUUCCAACAGCAGUAGUAACUCCAGAGCUACCAGGAAUGGAAUCCCAAAUGGAAGUAGAUCUCAUUCGACGGGUCACAUUGUCAGAUGAUACCCUGCAGGAGCAAGUCCAGAGGAUCUCACAAGCAGAGAUAGAAGUUUCAAGGCGCCGAAUCGUAGAUUUCUUAUCAUCGCACACUGCCUAUGAGUUGCUUCCUGAUUCAGGCAAGGUUUUUGCUUUGGAAGUUACUUUGCCUGUGAAACAAGCUUUUCAUAUACUUUAUGAACAGGGAAUUCCAGUGGCUCCUUUAUGGGAUGCCAGGAGGGGAGAGUUUGUAGGCAUGCUAAGUGCCUCAGACUUCAUAACAAUCCUAAAAGAGAUUGGAAAUUAUGGUGCAAUGCUAUCAGAGGAAGAACUUGAAACACAUACAAUUGCUGCUUGGAAGGAUCGAAAGGUGUUUAUCAACAGACAAAUGGACUCAUCAACUUUACCGUACUGGAGACCUCUUGUGUAUGUAAGUCCUCAUGAUUCUUUGAAAGAUGUUGCUCAAAAGAUCUUGCAGAAUGAGGUUGCCACAGUACCCGUCAUAUACUCUUCAUCAGAGGAUGGAUCAUCUCAACAAUUACUGCAUCUCGCGUCACUUUCUGGAAUUCUGAAGUGUAUAUGCAGACAUUUCAGACAUGCUUCUAGUUCACUGCCACUUAUGCAGCAGCCUAUUUCUCAAGUGCCCACUGGUACCUGGAUUCCAGAAAUUGGGGAAGUUGGUGGUCGCCCAUUGCAAAUGCUUCGGCCUAAUGCAUCUUUAAAUUCUGCUCUUUCUCUGCUACUUAAAGCUCAAGUAAGUGCCAUCCCAAUUGUCGAUGAGAAUUUUUCAUUAGUGGAUAUCUAUUCCAGAAGUGACAUUACUGCUUUGGCAAAAGAUAGAGCAUAUGCACAGGUGCAGAUUGACAAGAUAAAUAUUCAACAGGCAUUACAGUUAGGGCAAGAUAGAAAUACUUCUGUUGGUUCUUUUGGUGGACGGAGAUGCCACAUGUGCUUACGCUCUGACACACUUCAGAAAGUAAUGGAGUGCUUGGCUAAUCCUGGUGUUCGGAGGGUCAUAUGUGUGGAAGCAGGUAGCAACCGUGUGCAGGGCAUUAUCUCCUUGAGUGACAUUUUCAAAUUUCUUCUUGGCUAGUUUCAGGCCUCAUUCUUUCAAUCCUGUUAGUUAAAAUGUAAUGUCAUUUUUGGCUUACAAAUUUGAGAGGCUGGUGUUAGUUGUCCCAUUGGGAUAUCCUGGUUUGUAAUUCAGGUCACGAUCUGCCUUUCUUGGCGUUCUCUGCUUGAGAAGGCCACAGUGGUAUUUUUGCUGAUCUCAGUUUUAUUUGUUAACCGCAUGUUGCCCUUGGCUCAAAUGUGAAUCUUUCUGGAAAAAUUGUCACUGGAAGGCUUUGUCAACCAUGGAGCAACUUCUUUCAGCCACCUCAUUCUGAUAAAAAGGGAAUUGUUUAGAAUAUCCAGUUAUCUUUUAAUUUGAAAAAUAUGAAGUCUUUCCAUUGUUUUACCAAUGGCAAGGAAUACACAUUCAUUAAAGAAUUGCUUGCUUGAGCAGAAAUGCCCCCUGCCUAUUUUGAGUUCUAUAAUCUAAAAUGUCUGACAGAUCAUCAGUUGCUGUAAUUAGCAUGGAUCAGCUUGCUCUCAAAUGAGGGGUAAGGUUUUCCUAUUGGCAGGAUGUUUUUCGUCACCUGCUUUGGUGGGAAACAACAAAAAAUAUAAUGAAGUGGUUUUUCUAGUUGAUGGAUUAUGAACCUAAUUUUAAUCAGCUACCUUUCUUUAUAAGCAAACAAUUAUGCUUCUGCAAAAUUUUAUUUUAUGUUUAA